AUGUGUAGAACAAAGACAUGUUGGAUACCAGGUAUUUCUAGAAAACAAACGGAUUUAAUUAAAGAAAAAUAUGCUCCAAGAAUUGAAAAUAUCUUAAGCGGAGAAACUGUAUAUCAGCGUAUUAUUUUAGUUUAUGGAAGAGCAGGAACAAAAGAUAUAAAAGAAGGAACAAUUGUUGUUCAUCAUGACAAAAAUAGUUUUCCGUCUCAAACAUGGCCAUGCAUAAAAUCACAUUUUAAAUGUCUGGUUCAUUUGAAUGAGGGAAUGAAUUGUUUAACUUUUGAAUUUUUUCCUCCACAUAACAUGUCUAUACAGUUUUCUACAGUUAUUUUUCUAAAUUAUAUUAAUGUAGUUAAAAAUCCACCACUUUAUCUUGUAAUUUUGUUAGCAAAGGAUUCACCAGAAGAAUAUGAUGCACCGCCUUCACGCAAAGAAAAGGAAGGAAAUGGAUUAGAAUUAGCAAUAAAAAAGCUUCGAAUGAUUGCAUAUCUGUGGCAAGCGUUUACGGGUGAAAAAAUGGCAAGAAAUGGGUUUGGAAGAAGAUGUUUUCGUUUUGAAGAAGAAAAUUUAAUAGAUACAUUGUCAUCUCAAGAGAAAGACAUCAUUAGACAAACAGCAAAAAUUCAUAUAGUUCGAUCUAAAUAUUCUCUUAAGGAAAUUCGAGAUGUUAAUUUGGCUCAACAAAAUCCAGCUGCCACAAAAAAGGAUGGUUUAUAUGAAAUAGCGCUUGAAAGCAUAAGAGAAUACGGAGAUGUGUUUAAAUCCGAAUCUCCAGUCCAUGUUGCAGCAUGCAUUCUAGAUAGCCAUUGGGAUGGAAAAAUGAUUUUAGGCCAUGCAGCUUUAGGAGGAGGAACUGAUCUACAACGUCUAGCUAUAUUUGGAUCUCAUUCUAUGCAUUGUUUUCCAUCUUGUAUAGAAGAAGUGGUACCUACUUUUCUAGACGAUACAGCAAUUGAUACAAGAUAUGUGGCAAAUGAUAAUAAUGAAAGUUCUACAAUCUGGGAAUGCGCAAAUAUAGGAAUUGGCGCAUUUUUACAUGAAGUUGGCCAUCUCUUAGGCGCUCCUCAUCGAUCUACUGGAAUUAUGCAUAGAGAUUAUGUACAUUUCAACAGAACAUUUUGUACUAUAGAGCCAUACUCAGCAAGAACAAAAAAAGAAUCUUGGGGACCAUGCCUUCCUGAAUCUGAAUGUUCAUGGCAUUAUUUAGACAUGAUUAAAUUUCGAUAUCAUAAACUUUUUGCCUUACCAGAUGACCCUAUUAUAGAAGCUGGAAAUCUUCUUUAUUAUUCUAUGAAGGACAAAUUUCUUGUAAUGUCAGAUGAAGGAGUUAUAUUAAUUGAAAUAUACGCAAACGAUAAGUAUUAUGCAUAUCUUGAUUUUCAUGAUAAUUCAAAAAAAGAAAUUCUUUUAGAAGAACAAAGCCUUCGCAAAUAUGCAAAAAUUCCUAAUAAUAUACAACCUUUAAAAGCUAUUAUUACUUCAGCCGCAUUAUGUGAAAUUACUAUCGAAGAUUUCAAAAAAGAAUUACUAGACUCAACUGUUUCUUUGGAUGCUGGAUUGGGUAUUAAAAGCUUCCAGUUUGGUAGAUCGGAUGAAGCAUUAUUAAAAUUUCAAUUCGAUUUUUCUAAUAAACUCGACAAACUGAGCAAUAUUUGCAUACGCUCUGGUUUAUUUAUCGAUGGCUUAAAAUUCAUCUUUAAUAAUGAAUCAACCAUGGCAACAUCAGGGAAUGGCGGGAACUUAAACAAUUUCCCCAUAGAUGGACCAAAAGGAGAACGUAUAAAAGGCCUUUAUAUCUGGUCUAACGCAUGGAUCGAUGCUUUACAGAUCAUAACAACAUGGAAUAGAACAAGCCCUUUAUAUGGAACUGUGUCAGGUCACUAUAAAUACGUAACUACACCCGAAGGAUAUGAAAUCGCUGGUUUUUAUGGUUCAACUGGGAAAUGGUGUAAUACAUUAGGAGUCAUUUAUAUAGAUAAAAAACAAUUGCAAAUUUGA
Messenger RNA from Pneumocystis murina B123, 1998 nucleotides. RefSeq lists its product as hypothetical. The transcript has 10 exons. NCBI's taxonomy places the organism in Eukaryota, Fungi, Ascomycota, Pneumocystomycetes, Pneumocystales, Pneumocystaceae. Bases 1 to 1998 code for a protein of 665 amino acids. Gene Ontology annotation, cellular component: cytoplasm. The record is from RefSeq and is a predicted model, not a curated record.